Macadamia integrifolia is the source of this 3968-nucleotide messenger RNA. RefSeq lists its product as uncharacterized. NCBI's taxonomy places the organism in Eukaryota, Viridiplantae, Streptophyta, Magnoliopsida, Proteales, Proteaceae. Bases 112 to 3429 code for a protein of 1105 amino acids. The transcript is spliced from 4 exons. The record is from RefSeq and is a predicted model, not a curated record.
CCUUUUUCAGGGAGUUUGCGUUUGGGUUUCUGGUUAAAAGAGAAGAAAAAGAGACUCAGACAACCUCCGAGUCUCCUGUGUCCCUCCCGAGUCCCUACCGACCCGGCAAAAAUGAUGCCGCCGGAGCUUCAACCUCGCUUCCACCGCCCCUUCAUCUCCAGCUCCGUCAGUGCUCCCACCUUUUCCACCUUCAAUGGCGGCUAUUCAUCGGAACGAAGCCCUAACCUCAAGAACCCUCGCUUCACCCCUUCUUCCUUCCUCCACAACCCUAGAAUCGCCGUCGCACUCGUACCCUGUGCUGCUUUCCUCCUCGACCUCGGAGGUACCCCCGUCGUCGCUACUCUUACCCUGGGUCUCAUGAUCGCUUACAUCCUUGAUUCGCUCAGUUUCAAGUCUGGUUCAUUCUUCGGUGUUUGGUUCUCUCUUAUUGCUGCCCAGAUCUCUUUCUUCUUCACCUCCUCUCUUUUCACAUCCUUCGGUUCUGUUCCUCUCUCUAUUUUCGCUGCCUUCCUCUGUGCCCUCACCAACUUCUUGAUUGGAACCUGGGCGUCCCUGCAAUUCAAAUGGAUUCAGAUCGAGAAUCCCUCCAUCGUUCUCGCUCUCGAGCGCCUUUUGUUUGCUUGUGUCCCCAUCCUUGCUUCGUCCCUGUUUACCUGGGCGACUGUAUCGGCUGUUGGUAUGAACAACGCUGCUUAUUAUUUCAUGAUCUUCUCUUGUGUUUUCUACUGGCUAUUCUCUAUCCCGCGCUCCUCAUCUUUCAAAUCGAAGCAAGAUUCUGGUUACCAUGGUGGGGAGGUUCCUGAGGAAACCCUCAUCCUAGGUCCCCUCGAGAGCUGUAUCCAUACUUUGAAUCUUCUAUUCCUUCCCCUGCUCUUUCACAUUGCAUCUCACCGCGCUGUGGUAUUCUCUUCAGCUGCUUCUGUCUGUGAUCUGUUUCUUCUUUUCUUUAUUCCCUUCCUAUUCCAACUUUACGCCUCCACCAGGGGCGCUCUUUGGUGGGUCUCGAAGAAUGCACACCAUCUCCACAGUAUCCGCGUCGCUAACGGUGCUGUUGCAUUGAUCGUUGUCGUAGUCUCUUUGGAGAUUAGAGUUGUUUUCCAUUCGUUUGGUCGAUAUAUUCAGUUGCCUCCGCCUCUGAGUUAUCUUCUGGUGACUAUUACAAUGCUUGGAGGAGCAUCUGCAGCUGGUGCUUAUGCCCUUGGUAUGAUUGGCGAUGCUUUCAGCUCAGGAAUGUUUACAUCUUUGUCUAUCUUGGUUAGUGCGGCUGGAGCGAUUGUCGUGGGCUUCCCUUUAUUGUUUCUUCCCCUUCCUUUGGUCUCAGGCUUUUAUUUGGCUCGUUUUUUCACGAAGAAAAGCUUAACUUCAUACUUUACAUUUGCCUUGCUUGCGAGCUUGAUGGUUGCAUGGUUUGUUAUGCAUAACUAUUGGAAUCUCAACAUUUGGUUGGCUGGCAUGUCUCUGAAAUUCUUCUGUAAGCUGAUAGUUGCUAGUGUAAUCCUGGCAAUGGCUGUUCCUGGUUUCUCCCUUCUUCCGCCAAAAUUUCGAUUCCUGACCGAGGUUGGUCUGAUCACCCAUGCGCUGCUUCUUUGCUUCAUUGAGAAUCGUUUGUAUAAUUAUUCCAGCUUUUACUAUUUUGGGUUGGAUGAAGAGGUGAUGUACCCAAGUUACAUGGUUAUCUUGACAACUUGUUUGGGCCUAGCUUUGGUGAGGAGACUGGUUGUAGAUAAUCGCAUCGGUCCUAAGGCAGUUUGGAUCUUGACUUGUCUGUAUUGUUCAAAGCUGGCUAUGCUUUUUAUCACGUCAAAGUCUGUUCUAUGGGCAUCGGCUGUUCUGCUAUUGGCCAUUUCACCUCCAUUACUUCUUUACAAGGACAAAUCAAAAGUAGGUUCAAAAAUGAAAACUUGGCAAGGUUAUGCUCAUGCUAGUGUUGUGGCUUUUGCUGCCUGGUUUUGUCGUGAAGCAAUUUUUGAUGCUUUUCAGUGGUGGAAUGGAAGACCUCCAUCUGAUGGCCUAUUUUUGGGUUUUUGUAUUGUAUUGACGGGAUUGGCUUGCAUCCCCAUAGUUGCUCUUCACUUUUCUCAUGUUCAGUCGGCCAAGAGAUGCUUAGUACUUGUGGUGGCAACAGGUCUGCUGUUUAUACUGCUUCAGCCACCAAUUCCUUUGUCCUCGGCUUUCCGGUCGGACUUGAUUAGGGCUGCCCAUCAAACUUCUGAUGACAUCUCCAUCUAUGGUUUUGUCGCCUCAAAACCUACAUGGCCAUCAUGGCUACUUAUCUUGGCAAUCCUCCUCAUGCUGGCGGCAUUUACCUCCUUUAUUCCCAUCAAGUACAUUGUUGAGUUGAGAGCAUUUUAUGCGGUUGGGGUUGGAAUAGCUCUAGGCAUCUACAUAUCUGCCGAAUAUUUCCUGCAAGCGACAAUCCUGCAUGCCCUCAUUGUUGCAACCUUGGUCUGCACUUCAGUUUUUGUGGUCUUCACCCAUUUCCCAUCAGCUUCAAGCACAAGGCUCCUGCCAUGGAUAUUUGCUCUGGUGGUUGCUCUCUUCCCAGUUACAUACCUCCUGGAGGGCCAGAUGAGAUUCAAAAACAUCCUUGAAGGUGGAGCUGGAGUGGGUGACGAAGACAACAAGCUCACCAUGCUUUUGGCCGUUGAAGGGGCAAGGACAUCACUUCUUGGCUUAUAUGCUGCGAUUUUCAUGCUUAUUGCACUGGAGAUAAAGUUUGAGCUAGCUUCAUUGAUACGGGAAAGGACCCAUGACGGGGGUGGUAUGCACAAUCAGUUGGGUCAGAGUUCCUCAGCUGCAUUCCCUCCAAAACGUAGGCUGAUGCAACAGCGAAGGGCCUCAACAGUGCCAACUUUCACAGUCAAGAGGUUGGCCGCAGAGGGUGCUUGGAUGCCAGCCGUUGGUAAUGUCGCUACUAUUAUGUGCUUUGCUAUAUGCCUGAUUUUGAACAUCAACCUGACUGGUGGCUCCAAUCGUGCAAUAUUCUUCUUGGCACCAAUCUUGCUACUCCUGAACCAGGAUUCAGACUUUGUUGCUGGAUUUGGGGACAGGCAAAGGUAUUUUCCUGUGGCAGUGGUGAUCUCAGCUUACCUAGUCUUGACUGCUAUCUACAGGAUAUGGGAAGAAGUCUGGCAUGGGAAUGUUGGGUGGGGCCUGGAGAUUGGAGGGGCAGACUGGUUCUUUUUGGUCAAGAAUGCAGCCCUCCUCGUGCUUACUUUCCCUAGCCACAUCCUAUUCAAUCGUUUUGUAUGGAGCUACACUAAGCAGAAUGAUUCAACUCCAUUGCUUGCAAUGCCUCUUAACCUACCAUCUGUGAUAAUGACAGAUGUGAUCAAGGUUAAGAUAUUGGGGCUACUAGGGAUUAUAUAUUCCUUGGCGCAGUAUCUGAUCUCAAGACAACUCCGUAUUACGGGAUUGAAGUAUAUUUAGUUGAGUUAUACUUUGUAAAAUAUGUUCAGAGCAAAUUUUCAAGUAUGAAAUGUGAGAGUUCCAUUGCUCUGUUUUUUGCUUUGUGCUCGGAAGAAAUGAUGCUUUGGUGGGUAUGGCUCUUUCACAUCGACAUGAAUCAUAAUGAUGUGAACUGAGGUGAUGGUAUAGAGUUUCAUGUUUGAUGGUAGCGCUGCUGUGCGAGGAUAACCUUAAAGAUGUAUUCUUGGACCAGGAAGGCUAAUGCUUUGUAAGGCUGCUGCACCAUGGUAGAAAGUAGAAGUGGUACCUGGUGGAUUGUUGCCCCAGCGAACUUGACAGACUAUGAAUCAGUAAUUUUUUGGAGAAUUGGUAACAUAAAAUGAAGGAAAAUACCAUUUUCACCUUAGCAAAUAUAGUGAGAUGUAUUAGACAUUGAUAACUUUGAGCUAGGUUUUGGUUGGGAUAGAUAGAGUUGAUGUUAUGAGGACUGCAGUUUUCGGUGUAGAUGACACUGCAGAGAAGUUUCUCCCAGUCACAAUGAAAUUUGCUUUUCUGGUAAA